Molecule: messenger RNA, 1464 nt
Organism: Moneuplotes crassus
Lineage: Eukaryota; Ciliophora; Spirotrichea; Euplotida; Euplotidae
Source: the annotation of a GenBank genome assembly
AUGAAGUCGAGCAGUAUUAUUUCUGAGCAUUCUUUGGUAAUUAAAAGCUUUGAGAUUUCCCAUGGCAAUUAUCAGAACCUGAAUAAGGAAACUCAUCCAGAGGACAUCGAGUUGACCAGGGCUGUGUUCACAGUCUUCAAAAUUGCAAUCCCAAGCAGCCUGACUCUUUAUGUGGAGUACAUGUGUCUUUUCUUAAAUGUAUUGUUCAUUGGAUUUGUCGAUGACCCUAUCCUUCUGGGUGGACUCGGUCUCGGAAUCUUCUUAGUUACCCAUCUAAUGCUAUCAUGGGGAGUUGGGCUCUGUGGAGGUCUUGACACACUUGUGUCACAAGCUUUUGGACGGAACGAGCUGAAAUUAUGUGGUACAUAUCUCAAUACUUCAAGGAUAAUUCUGUGUAUCCUCUUUGUUCCGCAGUUCCUGGUCUUGUUUAACAGCAAGUACUUCCUUGUGGCUAUUGGACAACCUGAAGAAACAGCAGAGAUUGCACAGACUUAUGCAAGAAUCUCACUAAUAGGUGAAUUCUUUCAUGUACAGUUUGAAGCAACAAGGAGGUUUCUGAUGAAUCAAGGAAUCUUUACACCUGUGCUAUACUGACUCGCUAUCUCAACAUUAUCUCAUAUCGUUGGGUUAUUCUUAGCAAUAUUUUACUUCGAGUCUGGAGUUGAAGGAGUAGCCACAGCAACUUUAAUCUCAGCUACUCUAAGUUUCGUAUUAGUUCAGGUCUAUGUCAAUUUUAAUAAAGAAAUAGUUUUGUCGGAGAAGUGGUUCUUUCAAGAUAUUGAGGCUGUCAGAAUGAUUCCUGAGUAUCUCAAGUAUGGACUUUCUACUACAGUAAUGACUUGACUUGAGUGGUUAGGGUAUGACAUUCUCAAUAUAUUUGCAGGCUUACUUGGACCGAAGAAACAGACUGCAUUUGUAAUAAUGAUGCAGGUUUGGUAUAUUUUAGCCUGGAAUUCUUUUGGUAUCACAUAUUCUUGCACAGGCUUGAUUGGAUCAGCUUUAGGAGAAAAUAAGCCUAAGACAGCAAGAAAAUACUCUUAUGCCGCUUUGAUAGUUGGAUAUUCUGAGAAUAUAGUGCUUCUAGUAUUAUACACUAUCUUUAGAAGUGACAUAAUUUCAUUGUUCACGACCGAUGAGGAAAUCAAUGAUUUGAUCAAUGGUUCGUUUGUUCUCUAUCUUACUAUGGUGUUUAAUGAUUUAUCCGCCCAAGUUUGUGGAGGUAUUGUCCGAGCAGUAGGUGCUCAGAAUAAAGGGGCUAUUAUCCAAAUCACAUCUCUGUGGGUCAUUGCAGUCCCAUCUGCAUUUCUGGUAGGAGUUUAUUUCGAAUAUGGAUUCAAAGGCUUAUGGUACAUCCCUCCUUUCGGAGUACUCUGAAUCCACGCUGGCUAUGUAGCCUUAGUCUUGUUAGCAUCUUGGAAGAAAGUUGCAGCAGAGGCUUCAACAAAGCUAUCUGCACUUAAUUAA